This is a messenger RNA of Zasmidium cellare ATCC 36951, 945 nucleotides long. RefSeq lists its product as uncharacterized. The transcript has a single exon. Bases 1 to 945 code for a protein of 314 amino acids. Lineage: Eukaryota; Fungi; Ascomycota; Dothideomycetes; Mycosphaerellales; Mycosphaerellaceae. The record is from RefSeq and is a predicted model, not a curated record.
AUGCUCAUCCUCGUGGCCGGCGCAACAGGCAACAUCGGCACCCAUGUCGUGCGCUCUGCUUUGAAGAGAGGACAUCAAGUUCGUGCGCUGGCUCGAUCUCCUGAAAAGCUACCCGAAGACCUGCGCAACCAACUGGAGAGCUUCGUCAAAAUCACUGGCCCGACCGACAUCCCAAAUCUCGACAUCGGCUGCAAGGGAGCAGAUGCUGUCAUCUGUACUUACGGCUCUGACGGUGCCCUAAUGCUCGAUGGACAGCUAGCACUCUUGCGGGCUGCUGAACGGGCGGGUAUCAAACGCUUUCAUACCGCGAGUUGGAACCUGGUGUGGGAUAAGAUGCCGCUUGGAGUGCUCGAGAGCUACGAUCCCGUCAUAUCCUUCACUCGACAUGCGGCGUUGACGAGCCCCAUCAAGCCGUUAAGCGUAUUUUGUGGCGUGCUGGCUUCGACGCUGUUCGGCCUUCCUGGGGCAGGAGCCUUGGAGGGAGGUAGUGCAGUCUGGACGAAAAAAGACAAUGGCGAACGAGUGAUAAACCUCGUGGGAGAGGGCGAUGUCCUGACGCCUGUUGCAGUCGAGGCUGAUGUUGCCGAUUUCAGUGUGGCACUCACGACUUCGGACCUUGCUGAGAAGGGCGGCUUCUACCAGUUCUGCUCGGAUGAAUUUACCUUCCAAGAUCUCGCCGCGACCUACAAGAAAGUCAGAGGGGCGGAUUGCAGGAUCAACACCAUCAUGAGCGUCGAUGCGUGCAGGCAGGCAAUCGCCAAGGCCAGGGCAGAUGCAGAGGAGUCUGGAGAUUUGUAUUCGCGGUGGCACCAAUAUAUCGGAUUGGUGUACGGCUUGACCUUUGCUGAAGGAACUUACAACCCUAAGCCUGUGGAUGCGAGCAGGUUUCCUGACGUUCCGAGGACAAGUCUGGAGGAGUAUAUCCGGGAGAAUGCGUGGUUGUAG